GUCUUUAUUUUCUGUUUUGGUGAUCACACCAAAUCAAGUAAGCUCACAAGUACCCUCUCCUGGCCCUAAUCCAACCACUGUAUCUCAGCAGCAUCCCCACCACGCAGCCGCCGCCCCCCCCGGGGCCAGGCUCUCUCUCUCUCUUCACUAUUGUACGUGUACUCUUUUUGUUUUCUUCUUGGGAAAGGGUUAACCAUCUUUAUGAUUCUCACGAGUCUCUACUACAUUGAUUCACCCCUUGACUCGUAUUUGUUGAACUUUAUUUCUUCUCUCAUACUCUGUUUGACCUUUAGUCUCCUAAUCCUGUUAUAUUCCAGCUGAACAUUUAAGACACCAUUAAUAUCACUCGUAUUUCAGACAGACCUCUCGCCGAUUCACACGUGAAUUGCCUUUCUCCACUGUCGAAGUCAUCAGGUGCAAAUCUCUGCAGAUACAGUAUUUAAAGCUCCUGCAACCAUGCCAAAUUUCGAUGAGAGUUAAAUUCCCAGCGCACUCUUCAAAAAACCAGAGCUGCAUGCAGCAUCUCACAUGGCCGCUUUCUCACUAUAACUUCCUUUUUUCGAAGCUCCGUCUCCUUUGCAGAAAUGGCGACCCAGAGGCUUCAAUACCCUUCCCUUCUUAUUGCACUGCUUCUGCUCUGUUCCAGUUGGGUCCAUCAUGUCAAUAGCAGCAACGCGCAGUCUGGUCUUGCCUCGUCAACCUUCUCCACUUUAAGCGUUCUUUUGGAUGUGAAGAAGUCGUUUGCGGACGACCCACAAGGCGUGCUGGAGUAUUGGUCUGAAAAUAACCCCAGCUCCUGUACAUGGAAAGGAGUUUCCUGUGAUGACUCCGCCCGAGUUGUGGGUCUCAACCUGUCCAACUCGUUCCUGGCCGGAUCGAUAUCACCCUCGCUCGGUCGAUUACAAAACCUGCUCUACCUUGAUCUUUCUUCAAACCGCCUCGCGGGUCCCAUUCCACCUAAUAUCUCCAGCCUUUUCCGCUUGGAGUCCUUGUUUCUCUAUUCCAACCGACUCGCCGGUCCGGUUCCGAGUCAGCUCGGCUCGCUUCUGAACCUCCGGGUCCUUCGAAUCGGCGAUAACUGUUUAACAGGUCCCGUUCCGGCUUUCUUGGGGAAUCUCGUGAAUCUGAGCACACUCGGUCUCGCCUCGUGUAGACUCACUGGUUCAAUACCGGCUGAGCUCGGACGACUCGGCCGGCUCGAGCAACUGAUGCUGUUCGAAAAUGGUAUUACGGGUCCUAUUCCAGCUGAGCUCGGGAACUGUUCGAGCCUCGUCGUCUUCGCCGCUAAUUUAAACAGUCUAAAUGGAUCAAUCCCGCUAGAAUUGAGUCGUCUUGAGAACCUUCAAACCUUAAACUUAGCCAAUAACUCUCUGUCCGGGAAGAUUCCGAGUGAACUCGGCGAUCUGAGUCAACUCGUUUAUUUGAAUUUUGAGGGGAAUGAGCUUCAGGGUCAAAUUCCAAAGUCCCUGGGAAAGUUGAGCAAUCUUCAGAAUCUAGAUAUCUCGGGGAACGAACUCAAUGGUGAAAUUCCAGAAGAGUUGGGGCAAAUGGGUCAGCUGGUUUUCAUGGUAUUGUCAAGCAAUCAUCUUUCCGGCGCUAUUCCGAGGAAUUUAUGUUCGAACGCAACCAGUUUGGAGCACUUGAUUCUAUCGGAAAAUAAAUUAUCCGGUGAGAUUCCGGCAGAUUUAAGGCACUGCCGGUCACUGAAACAACUUUAUUUGUCGAACAAUACGCUGAAUGGGUCAAUUCCUGUUGAACUCUUCGAGCUAUUCGAGUUGACUGAUCUCUUGCUCAACAACAACAACCUGGCUGGAUCAAUUUCUCCGUUCCUAGGAAACCUCAGCAACUUGCAGACGCUGACACUGUAUCAAAAUAAUUUCCGAGGGAAUCUGCCGAGAGAAAUCGCGAAGCUCGGGAAGCUCGAAAUACUGUUCAUCUAUGAUAAUCAGUUAUCUGGGGAGAUCCCAUUAGAGAUUGGAAACUGUUCAAGCCUGCAAAUGAUUGAUUUUUACGGCAAUCCUUUAUCUGGGAAAAUCCCUGUCACCAUUGGAAGGUUGAAGAAACUGAAUUUCCUUCAUCUCAGGCAGAAUGAGCUAGUGGGUGAGAUUCCCGCCACUUUAGGUAACUGCCAUCAACUAACAAUCUUAGACUUGGCCGACAACCAUCUCUCUGGUGGUAUCCCGGCGACCCUCGGAUUCCUCCGAUCCCUACAGGAGUUCCUUCUUUACAACAAUUCCCUCGAAGGUAAGCUCCCCGGCGAACUCAUCAACCUUGCGAACCUGACCAGAGUGAAUUUAUCGAACAACAAGCUGAAUGGUAGCAUUUCUGCAUUGUGCAGCUCGCAUUCGUUUCUCUCUUUUGAUGUCACCAACAAUGGAUUUAACCAUGAAAUUCCUCCCCAGUUGGGGAAUUCACCUUUCCUUGAAAGGUUGAGAUUGGGGAGCAACCAAUUUUUCGGGCAAAUCCCACGGACAUUGGGAGAAAUUCAUGAAAUCUCGCUUUUAGAUUUAUCUGGGAAUUCACUCACUGGAUCCUUACCGGAUGAGCUUUCUCUAUGCAAGAAACUGACCCAUAUUGAUCUGAACAGAAACCGUCUUUCGGGAUCGAUCCCGUCGUGGCUCGGAAGUCUGCCUCAGUUGGGAGAGCUCAAGCUCUAUUCAAAUCUAUUUUCAGGGCCCCUGCCUCAAGAACUAUUCAGCUGCUACAAUCUUCUUGUGCUUUCUCUCAAUGAAAAUUUUCUUAAUGGGACCAUACCUCCUGAAAUCGGUAAUUUAGCAUCCCUCAAUGUCCUUAACAUUAACCACAACCAGUUUUCAGGACCAAUCCCUCCAGCCAUAGGUAAGCUGAGCAAGCUUUAUGAACUUCGGCUCUCACAGAAUAGCUUCAGUGGAGAAAUACCCAUUGAGAUUGGACAACUGCAGAAUCUUCAAAGCAUUCUAGACCUCAGUUCUAACAAUCUCACCGGUCGAAUCCCUCCCUCUAUUGGAUCGCUCUCAAAGCUCGAAAAACUUGAUCUAUCAUACAACCAACUUGUUGAAGUUCCUCCCCAAGUGGGUGACAUGAGCAGCUUAGGCAAGCUCAAUCUCUCUUACAAUAAUCUUCGGGGUGAAUUGGGCGAGCGAUUCUCACAUUGGCCAUCUGAAGCAUUUGCAGGCAACUUGCAUCUAUGUGGAAUUCCUCUUCCUGGCUGCCGGGACUUGGAGAACAGAACUCAGCAACCUAGCCUGAGCACAUCCUUGGUGGUGAUCAUCUCUGCAGUUUCAACUUUUGUUGCCAUUUCUCUGCUGAUUCUCGGGAUCAUGAUCUUUUCCAAACGCUGGCGGGAAUUCCUCAAGGAAGCCCGUGAAGGGAAUAGCACAUGCUCUUCCGCUUCUUCCCAAUCAUGUCGAAGAUUGCUUCAUCAAAAUGGUCCUGCAAAACGAGAAUUCAGAUGGGAAGAGAUCAUGGAAGCCACAAACAAUCUAAGCGACGAGUGCAUAAUUGGUUCAGGAGGGUCCGGAACUAUAUACAAAGCCGAUUUGCGAACUGGAGACACAGUGGCAGUCAAGAAGAUCCCCGAGAAGGAUGACCCCUUGCUGGAUAAAAGCUUUAUGAGGGAAGUCAGGACGAUCGGGAGGAUAAGGCACAGGCAUCUUGUGAAAUUGAUGGGAUUUUGUGGGAACAAUGCAGCUGGUUCAAAUCUGCUGAUAUAUGAGUACAUGGAGAAUGGAAGCUUAUGGGAUUGGCUGCACCAAAAACUGGUGAACGGGAAGAUGAAGAAGAGCUUAGACUGGGAAGCAAGGCUAAAGAUAGCAAUGGGGCUGGCUCGUGGGUUGGAGUAUUUGCACCAUGACUGUGUACCCAAGAUCAUUCACAGGGAUAUCAAGUCAAGCAAUUUGUUGCUGGACUCGAACAUGGAAACCCACUUGGGGGAUUUCGGAUUGGCAAAAGUAGUCGGCGAGAAUAACGACUCUGUGAACACCGAGUCGAAUUUGUGGUUUGCUGGCUCUUUUGGUUACAUUGCUCCAGAGUAUGCUUAUUCAUUGAAGGCAACUGAGAAGAGUGAUGUCUACAGCAUGGGCAUUGUGCUCAUGGAGCUUGUUAGUGGAAAGAUGCCAACUGAUGCAACCUUUGGUGUGGAAAUGGACAUGGUGAGAUGGGUUGAGUCCCAUAUUGUAAUGCGAGGAUCGGCAUGGGAUGAGCUGCUAGAUCCAGUGAUGAAACCACUCUUACCGGGCGAAGAAGGUGCAGCAUACCAGGUUCUUGAAAUUGCCCUGCAAUGCACAAAAACUGCUGCGGCCGAGAGGCCAUCGUCCCGGCAAGUUUGUGAUCUGCUUCUCCAUGUUCAUAACGAUACCGUGGUCGAUUUUGAGAAGGUAAAUGCAGAUUCAUGUGCAUAGUUGUAUUCAUCCCUAUGAAUUUUGGGGAGAUCAACGGAAAGCUUCAUAUCGUAUAUAAAAUAAAAGAGAACAGCGUGUGCCAAAAACUCAUCCCAUUUCUGUAGAUUUUGGGGUUGCAGCUUUCUUAAGACACCGUUGCUAACUUCCUUAAUGCUUUUUAAAAGCUAUCAUGCAAGUGAUAGAAGUAAACCAAGCACCCGUGCGUCUCUUUGUUGUAAAUGGGUAAGCGACACUUCCACUAAUGAGAAUGCUAUUUGGUUACACAUAUUGUCAA
This is a messenger RNA of Malania oleifera, 4653 nucleotides long. RefSeq names its product LRR receptor-like serine/threonine-protein kinase GSO1. The record is from RefSeq and is a predicted model, not a curated record. NCBI's taxonomy places the organism in Eukaryota, Viridiplantae, Streptophyta, Magnoliopsida, Santalales, Ximeniaceae. The transcript has 2 exons. Gene Ontology annotation, cellular component: plasma membrane. Bases 585 to 4379 code for a protein of 1264 amino acids. Gene Ontology annotation, molecular function: ATP binding; protein binding; protein kinase activity. Gene Ontology annotation, biological process: hormone-mediated signaling pathway; protein phosphorylation.